Rhopalosiphum padi (bird cherry-oat aphid) is the source of this 2318-nucleotide messenger RNA. Its product is annotated as casein kinase I-like. The transcript has 8 exons. Gene Ontology annotation, molecular function: ATP binding; protein serine/threonine kinase activity. The record is from RefSeq and is a predicted model, not a curated record. Gene Ontology annotation, biological process: negative regulation of canonical Wnt signaling pathway; signal transduction; peptidyl-serine phosphorylation. NCBI's taxonomy places the organism in Eukaryota, Metazoa, Arthropoda, Insecta, Hemiptera, Aphididae. Bases 292 to 1332 code for a protein of 346 amino acids. Gene Ontology annotation, cellular component: cytoplasm; nucleus.
GCGGCGAAAUUAAUGUCAGACGAGCCAACAACAACAAAGCGAUCGGACGUAAUCGGAAUAAUUUUUUUUGUUUUUUUUUUGUUUUCGUCGAUUUUCUCCAGUCUCGUCGAUCGUUAUGUGAACAUUAGAAUAAGUCAUCGGCAAACCGAAUAGUUUGUUAGUUUGUAUAAUAUUAUCUUCGACACAAUAUAAGUAACGAGCUGCGCGCGCGCCCGCCCCCCAGGCACAUCCGACGCGUCCGUCGAUAACCAAAUUUGGGAGCUGUGAACCGUCCGGGAAGUCGUACGCAAAAUGUCGAGUGUCGCCAGUACCUUCAAACACGAUUAUAUAGGCGGUGGAAAGUACCGUGUCGUCCGGAGGCUCGGCAGCGGGUCUUUCGGCGAGAUAUUUCUGGGGCUCAACGUUAUCAACGGCGAGGAGGUGGCAAUAAAAUUUGAAAGUGCAAAAGCUCGCCAUCCCCAGCUGCAAUAUGAAAGCAGACUGUAUAAAGUAUUACAAGGAGGAGUUGGAAUACCACAUAUGAGAUGGUUUGGAUUAGAAAGAAACUACAACAUCUUAGUGAUGGACUUACUGGGUCCAUCAUUGGAAGAUCUAUUCAAUUUUUGUUCACGGCGGUUUACACUUAAAACAGUUCUUAUGCUUGCCGAUCAAAUGAUCAGUCGUAUUGAGUAUGUACACUGUAAAAGCUUUAUUCACCGUGAUAUUAAACCAGACAACUUUCUUAUGGGAAUUGGACGUCAUUGCAAUAAAUUGUUUCUUAUUGAUUUUGGAUUGGCUAAAAAAUAUAGAGAUAUGCGUACAAGAACGCAUAUUUCAUACCGUGAGGAUAAAAAUCUUACAGGAACAGCCCGUUAUGCUUCUAUCAAUGCUCAUUUAGGAAUUGAACAGAGCCGUCGGGAUGAUAUUGAAUCCUUGGGAUAUGUACUUAUGUAUUUUAAUAAAGGAUGUUUGCCAUGGCAAGGAUUAAAGGCAGCAACAAAAAGGCAAAAAUAUGAAAAAAUUAGUGAGAAAAAAAUGUCAACACCUGUCGAAUUCCUAUGCAAGGGAUUGCCAGCAGAAUUCGCCAUGUUCCUAAACUACAGCCGAGGUUUAAGAUUUGAAGAAUCACCAGACUAUAUGUACUUGAGACAAUUAUUCCGCAUUCUAUUUAGAACGUUAAAUCACCAAUAUGAUUACAUAUUUGAUUGGACUAUGUUGAAACAAAAGGAAUACAAUAAUGAUGGACAAAAUGCUGCUGUACCACAAGGCGGCUCACCUGUGUCCGGCGCGGCUGCAGCUGGAGGACCACAACCAUUUCCCCCCCAGACGUCAGCUACCCUAGGUAAUCGCUAAAAUUAAAACUAAACAAUGGAUCCCUUAUCCUUUAACCCUCCUGGCCCCUCUAUCUAAAAUGCGAUUUUGUAUUAUUUUUUAUUUGCCAUCAUUAUAUAGCAUUAUAAAAAAAAAAAAUUAUAUAAAUCGCGCCUUCCUCUAUUUUGUGGAGUGGAGUGGCCAAAACUGAUAUACUCCCAUCUCUCUUUUUUAUUAUUAUUAUUAUUAUUAUUAAUUCCUCUCAUUGACUUUUAUUAUAAUGGAAACCAACUAUUUUGAAAAUACACGCUCUUGUAUGUAUUGUCAAUUCAAAUAAGUCGUACUUCAUAUAAUAUAUAUGUAUUUAUAUUUUAUUAUAUGCAUACAUAUAAAUAUAAAUAUAUAUAUAUGUUUUUUUCAAAGUUAAGUAUUAGGUGAUACAGAAACUUACUUUUAAAUUAAAAUAAUUAUAUAUAAAUAAAUGUCGUUUAUGUAUUAAAUAAAAUAAAAAACUAUAACUCAUUUUUAUUAUUACUUUAAGUUGCAUUUAAUGUUAUUUUUUUACUUUGUUUCCUACUUUAUUGUUUUUGAAUUAUUCAUACAUAGAUGCAUAAUAAAAUAAAAAAGUAAAAUAAUUUCAGAAUUUUGUAAGAGAUAUUAUGUUCAGCAUUAUUGAACUAAUUUAUGCCAAUUAUUAUGUUCAUAAAACUUAAUAAGUAUUAAUGAAUAAUGUUUUUAUUGCUUUAUUUAAUUGCAUUUACUAGGGCGAUAUAUAUUUAUUUUAUUCUUGAGUAAUAUUGUUUUCUUCCGUGUAAAUGUUUAAGGAUUUAAUUUUGUUUGUAUUUUAGUGUCUUACCUGUAUAUAUAUAUAUGUAUGUACGUUAUUGUACGAUUACCAAAAUGUUUUCUAGAUCCUAUAUUAUAUUUGAAAGGGGCUCCAAUGUAUGAAAAUAUCUGGUGAAAUAUUAAGAAUAUUAAUAACAAAUUGGAGAUUUAAAUAAUUGAAAUAUACUCGAAAUUGACUAAUU